AUCGGAAUGAUAUCGUAUCAGUCCACAUUCGGUUUCGGAAGAGACACUACAAUUAUUAAGUGAGAGAUUCGUGCAAAAAUGUAUUCAAAAUUCCCGUUGUCCAUGGAAAACAUUCCUCGACAGAAGGGUUUCGCCUGUUUGUCGUUAAAGUUCGGAUGCAUAUUUUCAGCGCUAAUUAUAAUUCUGUACUCAGUCCUCGCGCUAGCGCAAUGUACAGCAACUCUUGGAGGAUUGACGCCCACCCUCACAACGGAGGACUGGGAGGGCAUGGCCACGUACGGCAUGAUCAUCGCGGUCAUCAUCACCCACUGCGUCACUUUGUUCCUCACUGCAGUUAUGCUCGCUGGAACUUUGAGGGAGAAGCCGUACCUGAUGCGGCCCUGGUUGAUCUGGACAUCAGUUCAAGUGACCGCCUACAUCCUCAUGUUCGUCUUCUGGACCACCAUGAACAUGAUUAAUCAGAUGGCUGACGGUUCGCUGCUGUUUUACGUCAUAGACUUUUUGGGACUUUUGUUCCGGUUUUACAUGUUGAUGCUGGUGGCGAGCUACUAUAAGGAGUUGGAGGAAGACCACGAGUACGGCGAGCGGCUCAAGGCCGAGGAGAACGAUCAGUGGUACAACUCCGCCUGAUCACCACAAUUUGGAUAUUCAUGGCAAAGCUUAGGGUUUUGGGGGGAGUAUAUGUAUCUUGAAGCGCUCCUCGUUUCCUUAAGGUCUAUUGCUAUGAUUUUCCCUCGUGUCCUUGUGAAGCUAUGACUAUAAUCAAGGUCAGAAAAUGCAAGAAGUAACAUAAAUAAAUGUAUCCUAGACAUAUUUUGUUGUGCAAUAUGAAUGAAGAAAUUGGAUAGUUUUAUGGUGUUGUCUAUAGAGUUGAAAAUAUUAUAUGAAUGGAGCUAAAUUAUUUUGUGGGUUUAUGGUUGAAAAUGGCUUGGCAGUAAUGAAACAAUUCAUUACCAGCAUUAAUUAGCGAAGUGAAUAAAAAUAUGCUGCAGUAAUUGAAAAAAAAAAAAAAAUUGUACCAUUUAGCCACAUUAUUUAUCGCGUAUACCUAACUACUGUACUAUAUACUCAAUAUUACCAUAUUACCGACAAACAUUAUUAAUCAGUUUUGAACUGAUCAUUGUUUUGGUCCUUUAAACUUUACCUCAAAUAAAAGUAGAGAACACAAUUAUUAGUUUAAACCUAGAUAGAAAAUGUCAUAUGCCAAAGCCGUUCUUAUUAUGUAUAGUUAAAGGGUUCAAAUGCCCACUAGUCGUUAAUCGUUCAAAUGUUUUGUAAAUAUAUUUUAAUGUGUAAUAAUGUAAAAUAUUAAAUAAACUUUAUAUUGCUAAAUUAAACAA
This is a messenger RNA of Manduca sexta (tobacco hornworm), 1340 nucleotides long. RefSeq lists its product as uncharacterized. Lineage: Eukaryota; Metazoa; Arthropoda; Insecta; Lepidoptera; Sphingidae. The record is from RefSeq and is a predicted model, not a curated record. The coding region runs from base 79 to 630 and encodes 183 amino acids. The transcript has 5 exons.